Messenger RNA from Aspergillus wentii DTO 134E9, 1194 nucleotides. RefSeq lists its product as uncharacterized. The transcript has 5 exons. Gene Ontology annotation, molecular function: ATP binding; protein kinase activity. The record is from RefSeq and is a predicted model, not a curated record. Gene Ontology annotation, biological process: protein phosphorylation. NCBI's taxonomy places the organism in Eukaryota, Fungi, Ascomycota, Eurotiomycetes, Eurotiales, Aspergillaceae. Bases 1 to 1194 code for a protein of 397 amino acids.
AUGGCUUCGCUCCCAACACUCCCUCCACGUCAGUUCCCUACGACAGGCUUCGUUGAACUAGACUCCUCGGAGAAGUUAGAAGAAGAGGAGCUUCCAUUGUAUGCUCCGGAAAAUUACUAUCCCGUUCAUAUUGGCCAAGUCUUCGAGUCUCGAUACCAGAUCGUCUCGAAGCUUGGGUAUGGGACGUCUUCUACAGCCUGGCUUUGUCGAGAUCUUCAACACAAUGAAUAUUAUACACUCAAGGUAUGUGUUCGCGGGCAACAGCCAGAUCAUGAGAUUACCAUUUCCGAGCACCUGAGGAAUUCCAACAACCAUCCUGGUAAAAAGCUAGUUCGUGUUGUCCUGGACACGUUUGAUGUUGUCGGCCCUCAUGGAAAACACAAGUGCUUGGUUUAUCAACCCCUCGGGAUGAGCUUCACCGGAUUUCAGGGUUUGCUGCCUGAAAACAAGUUCUCCAAGGAUCUUAUCCAAAGGGGCACUCAGCUUCUCUGUAUAGCACUGGCCUUUCUUCAUCAAAACCAUGUCGUUCAUACUGAUGUCUCAUCAAAUAACAUCCUCCAAGGAAUCGAAGACAGCUUUGUCCUCUCCCAAAUUGAAGAAGAGGAGAUGAAGCGCCCAAUUGCUCGAAAGGUUCUGGAUAAUCGCAGCAUUUACUACUCCCAACCAACACCUUUCAGCGCAGGCUUGCCUGUUCUCUGUGACCUUGGCGAGGCUAGAAUCGGGAAUCAAAAGCACAGGGGAGAUGUCAUGCCUGGGAUUUACAGGGCACCGGAAGUAAUCUUGGGCAUGGAGUGGGAUUCUAAGGUCGACGUGUGGUCGAUUGGCGUUAUGGUUUGGGAUUUAGUGCAGAACGGCCACCUCUUCUUCGCAAAGAAAAACCGCAUCCUAGACGACGAGCAGCAUCUGGCAGAAAUGGUAUCCCUCAUGGGACCCCCUCCUCUAGAAUUUCUCAAACGAAGUGAUAAAUGUCUCCAAUACUGGGAUGAGCAAGGUAACUGGAAAGGUUCUAUACCCAUACCCGAACAAUCGCUCGAUAUGAGAGAAGGGCAGUUUUCUGGUCAGGAUAAGGAGCUUUUUCUGGGAUUUUUGAGAAGCAUUCUUCGUUGGAUUCCUGAAGAGCGUUCAACUGCAGAGGAACUUGCGUAUGAUAGCUUUUUUAUGCAGCCGGUGUUGGCUGCUAGGGGUCUUAUUUGA